Nothobranchius furzeri (turquoise killifish) is the source of this 341-nucleotide messenger RNA. RefSeq names its product vinculin-like. Lineage: Eukaryota; Metazoa; Chordata; Actinopteri; Cyprinodontiformes; Nothobranchiidae. Gene Ontology annotation, biological process: cell adhesion. The record is from RefSeq and is a predicted model, not a curated record. Gene Ontology annotation, molecular function: alpha-catenin binding; beta-catenin binding; actin filament binding. Gene Ontology annotation, cellular component: cytoskeleton; cytoplasm; adherens junction.
UGUUUUCAACAUGUUUUUUGUCUUCCAUUCAGGACCUGAAAGGAAAGAUGCAGGAAGCGAUGACCCAGGAGGUUUCUGAUAUCUUCAGUGACACAACAACCCCCAUCAAAUUACUGGCGGUGGCUGCCACUGCCCCUCUGGAUGCCCCCAACAGAGAUGAGGUCUUUGAUGAAAGAGCUGCCAACUUUGAGAAUCAUGCCAACAGGCUGGGUGCCACAGCAGAGAAGGCUGCCGCUGUCGGCACAGCGAACAAGAGCACCGUGGAGGGAAUCCAGGCUGCCGUCAAGUCAACAAGAGACUUGAUGCCACAAGUAUGUGAUAGUUGAGUGUUUGUCUGCUUC